AUGGCUUCCAAAAAAUAUGAUGUCUUGUUCGUUCGCCAUAACGAAAAAAACUACUCCGCUUGGGCAUUCCAAUUCGAGAUUUUUGUCACCAGAAAAGAUUUGUGGGGUCAUGUUGAUGGCAACACUCCUGCUCCUGACAAAGACAAAGAUAAGGUCGCUUAUGCUAAGUGGGCCAUCAAAGAUGCUCAAGUCAUGGCCUGGAUCCUAAGUUCCGUGGAUUCGAACAUUGUCCUGAAUCUUCGUCCUUACAAGACUGCAAGCACAAUGUGGUCUUACCUAAAGAAAAUUUAUAGCCAAAAUAAUGCAGCUCGUCGAUUCCAACUUGAGCACAACAUCGCUAAUUUUAAACAAGAUAGUCUCUCCAUCUCUGAUUUUUACUCUUAA
This is a messenger RNA of Vigna radiata var. radiata (mung bean), 384 nucleotides long. RefSeq lists its product as uncharacterized. The transcript has a single exon. NCBI's taxonomy places the organism in Eukaryota, Viridiplantae, Streptophyta, Magnoliopsida, Fabales, Fabaceae. The record is from RefSeq and is a predicted model, not a curated record. The coding region runs from base 1 to 384 and encodes 127 amino acids.